UGUUGGACUUAAAUUUGGAUUAAAAUUUAAAAUUGUUUUUUUCAGUUGUAUGUUCUUCUUUACAAUAGAAUAUUUGGCGCGCUUUGCUGUAAUCCCUCAUAAAUGGCAUUUUGUUAGGCAGCCACUUAAUAUAAUUGAUUUACUAACUGUGGUGCCUUUUCUUGCAGAAGCUUGCCUUCCUCUAUUAGGAAUUUAUGAUGUUGAAUUACGCAAUUUUAGAGGAGCGCUUAUCGUAAUUCGUGUUCUAAGGCUAGCCCGUGUUGCUCGCAUUUUCAAACUCGCCCGUUACAGUAUUGGCCUUCGCGCAUUUGGCGAAACUAUGCGUCGUUCAGCAGCUGAACUUUCAAUGUUGGGAAUGUUUUUAUUAACUGGAAUAAUGUUGUUUUCUACUGCAAUUUAUUUUUUUGAAAGAGAUGAGCCAAAUAGUAAAUUUUAUUCAAUUCCUUCUGCCUGGUGGUGGUGUGUAGCUACGAUGACAACUGUCGGUUAUGGUGAUUUAGUUCCAGUCACAACAGGAGGAAAAGUUGUAGCAGCAGUAGCUUCAGUUUGUGGAAUUAUUGUUUUGGCCUUUCCAAUCUCAAUGAUUAUUGAUAAAUUUGCUGAAUCAACAGGUCAUGGAGGAGGUGGAGGAGUACCACAACAACAAGAACAACCAAUUUCUUUUACUUUGGCUGCUGAAGAUUUUAAUAGCAGACAUGUUUCUCCAUUUAAUACUGGAAAAGGAGGAGGAGGUUUUAAUCGAAGGGCAAGUCUUCAAGCUGGAAUUUUUUCUAGAGGUUUUAGUCGAAGACAAAGAAAAUCGAGAAGAUAUUUGUUUUGA
Messenger RNA from Meloidogyne enterolobii, 820 nucleotides. The record is from the annotation of a GenBank genome assembly. NCBI's taxonomy places the organism in Eukaryota, Metazoa, Nematoda, Chromadorea, Rhabditida, Meloidogynidae.